This is a messenger RNA of Larimichthys crocea (large yellow croaker), 2693 nucleotides long. RefSeq lists its product as uncharacterized. The coding region runs from base 122 to 1051 and encodes 309 amino acids. The record is from RefSeq and is a predicted model, not a curated record. Gene Ontology annotation, biological process: positive regulation of T cell proliferation; cellular response to lipopolysaccharide; cell surface receptor signaling pathway. Gene Ontology annotation, cellular component: external side of plasma membrane. The transcript is spliced from 8 exons. Lineage: Eukaryota; Metazoa; Chordata; Actinopteri; Sciaenidae.
ACAGGUGGUGCCUGUCUUUAGCUCCGCCUCCUCCUCAUAGUGAAAGUGAAAGUUUGUGCAGCUGCUCAGAGUGACCGAGCCUUCACGGAGAGCAGACCGAUGAGCGGAGCUGUAAACGACCAUGGCCUCCAUUAGAGACUUCAUCUUCAUCUCUACCCUUGUCGGAGCUGCACAUGCUGGUUUUGUCAGCGUGGAAUGCAAGACUGAGAAUGUGGGGCAGUUUGGCCAGCAGGUAAUGGUGGACUGUGUGAUCCAGCUCAAACCGGAAGCAGCCGACGCAGAAAUCAAAGUGGUCAACUGGAAGAAGAACGGAGACGACAAGCCCUUACUGCAUUUUUACAGAGGGGAGUACCAGAGAAGCAAAGAGCGCUAUUCAUUCGCCGAGCCGUCCUGGAACAACGCAAACAUGAAUGUGUCCCUGCUCAUCAAGGACGCUGCUGUGGAGGACGAGGGGGCGUAUACAUGUACCGUGGUGACAAACAGGGGUGAUGGCUCCAUCAGCACCAGCCUUGAAAUCAGAGCCAAGUACAACAGACCAACUGUGACGUCCACCCCAGAGAGACUCACCGGAGACACCGAUGGCGUCCUGACGUGCACGUCUGAAGGCGGCUACCCUGAAGGUAAACUCCGCUGGUUCGACGAGCACAACGCGGAGUGGACCAAGAGCGCCGAGAUGCAGGCCGUGAAGAUGAAGGACGGUCUGUUUCGCCUCUCGAGCAGCCUGACUCUGCUGCGAGGAUCCACCUUCUCCAAGUACACCUGCAUGGUGUACAAUCACAGUGGAGGCAAAGAGGAGGAGUUCCUAUUUGAAAUAAACCCGCACAACGAUCGUCAUGAGCGGGGACCAGAAAAAGAGAUGAAUACACCCUCUAAAAUUGUCGCUCCUGUUGUCGUCAUCGGGUCUCUGAUCGUCGGAUUGCUGAUACUGCUUGUCGUCCGGCGAAGGCGAAACAGACAUGAACCGGUCUCUACAUGCGAACCCCUCCGUGCAGUGGAAAGAGAUCAUCCGGACAUCAUCUGUGAUGUAGAAAAAGGAGGCAGCGAGCCGUGAGGACGCUGUGUGACGCGGAUACACAAACUUUCAUCAAUCAACCCUUCCUGUUUGUGAAAUCCCAUCCUGUCCUCGCACCUUUGCAUCAACUGUGUGUAAAAGAAAUGAUAACAUGUAUCACUGUGAUCUAUCAGACCAACUAAGCUCUUCAUUCACAUGCUAAAAGAACUACGUAAACCCUCUAUAUGAAUGUAAAUGUAAUGUAAAUCUAAAGAAGCAAAAGAUCUCGACUGAUUUUGAAUCUGCUGUGAGCCUCAAACAGUGACACGAGGACAGCGAGAGGAGGAAGAACUUGGUUUAAUCGUCUGAUCAGCCCACGCAGUAACCGUAACUUCUGUUUCUCACUUCCUGUUUUCAUAUUAUGUCAGUGGUAGAGGAAUCCAAUCGCUGUGGGCGUGGGCGGGGCUUGUGUUUGUUUGGGCGAGAUCUAUCAGGUAUCACUGAUCACUUGAUUGUUACAGUUUUGUUGUCAACAAAUCCCAUGAAAAGUCCAGCUCGGUACUCUUUGACUUUCCCGCUCCAGACGUUCUUUGCACAGCUUCAGCAGACCUGAAGUAAAUUUUUAAUGCGGUGAACUGACAGACGGUGUAACUUUGGGCUCCGGGUCGGAAGAAGUACGUAACACUAUGACUGUAGCUGCUGUUAGCUGACGAUAGCCUCAGUUAGUGGGCUGUGAGCUCCGAGCACCGGGGGAGUGUUAGUGUUCGUACCACAGGAGAUUUGGACCACCGGGAAGAAGAAGAAGUUUCAGGUCCGGGUUGGGGUGCGGAGCUGGUGUUGUGCCAGAACUGGAGCUGGGUUAACAGGAAAUGUUUGUUUUUUUUGUCUUUUCAUGGGAUUUGUGGGAAGGAGGGAUCAUGUAGGACGCUUAUCUUUUAUUUUUUUGUUGUUUUUUAAAAUUUCUGCUUAGAGGAAAUGAUGAAGUGUUCUUUCACUGUUCUCUGUUCACACUUGCAAAUUUCAUUUCCUUUUUCUAACCACAGAGAAACUUCACUUGAUAGAAGUUGGUUGCACUUCCACGUGUCACAUGUCAUUCACAUUGAUAUUUAACAUGAUGUAUAAACCCCCCCACACAUGUUCUGGUUCCUCUCUCUCCGUCUUUACCAUGACUGUAAGUUUUGGCACUGGAAUGCAGCUUCAUUGCCAAACCGGCACUUAUCUUCUGAGAAAAACACCUGAGGAGAUUUUUCCAUUCUUCUCCUGAUCUGAUGUGGGAUCAGAUUUCAGCCUUAUCUUCAGGUUUCCUGGUUUGGGUUUGAUAAAAGGAGCAGGUCACGACACGGCGUCCUGCUCCACGUCUGUACAUGAAAAACUAAAGUUAGGUGUGCCCCACAAAAAAAGACCUUAUCAACCAUCCAACAUGUAUGAUUAAUCUCAGCUCGAGUUAAUCAUCGACUUGAUGGAUGCAGGAAAAACAGUUUGACUGUAAAUAUAUAAACGCGCUUCAUAAACACUUUUUUUAUUUUUGUAAAUCUGUGAAAAACUGUAAUUCUGUGUGGAUUUAUUUUGUUUAUAUGUGAGUGACUUUUUACCAUGUACAUGUUUUUAUGAUUAAUAGACACUGUUUUUAAUUAUUGUUUUUCAUGAAUAAUUAAGACAUUUGAACUGUUCAAUAAAACAAAGUUUGAGCCGACAAACUGAA